AUGGAUCCAACGAGUAGUAAAAUAAAUACAGAAAUUUUAGUUAAGUCUGAAACGUCGUCUACAACGAAACAACAACCCAAAAAUAUGUCUCAAAUACCCGACUGGAUUAAGGCAGAACUGUUUGAAAAUAUUUUGUGUGAAACUGUGCCGGAAUAUAAGGAAAUCAAAGAGUUUCGUGUUUAUAAUGCUUUGGGUCCGGGAGAAAAUUAUGUUGCCAUUGCUUUAAAGGUGCAGAUUGAAGUUCUACUUAACGAUAAUACCACACAUACACAAAACUACUUUCUAAAAGUGGCCCACGAUACUGAUUUGUAUAACACCCUGAUGUAUAAAUGGAAUGUCUUUAAUAAGGAAACGGAAGUGUAUCGCGUUUUUAUACCCGACUUUGAAGAAAUGUAUCGUGAAGUUGGUGUGGACGUGCGUUUUGGUCCGCAUUGUUAUGCGCUACCUGUUGAACAGGAAUAUCUGUUGCUGGAGGAUGUUAGCUUGCGUGGAUUUAAAAAUGCCAAUCGUCAAAAUUCUCUGGAUAUGGAACAUUGUAAAUGUGCCUUGAAAAAAUUGGCCCAAUGGCAUGCUGCGUCUGCUGUUCGUGUUGAACGCAAAGGACCCUACAAUGAAAUUUACCUCAAAGGUUCCAUUAAUCCCGAUGGAGAACCUUUGAUACGUUCUAUGUCAACAGCUGGCAUACGAAAUGUUUUAAAGGUUGCCCAAAAUCUAGACAAUAAAGUUAUUUAUUAUGCAGAGUUGGAACGUUUGAGCGAGGGAUUUUGUGAGUUUCUACUGCACAAUGUGGAAUUUGAUCCGCUGGAAUUUAAUGUCCUCAAUCAUGGUGAUUUUUGGUGUAAUAACAUGAUGUUCCGAUAUGAUGAUGACAUUGAGAAUAAGAUUCGUGAUGUAUAUCUUGUUGAUUAUCAAAUGGCUCGUUACGCUUCUCCCGGUGAUGAUAUUAUCUAUUUUUUAUUCACCUCUGUCCAGUUGGGCUUGAAGGUUGCAUGUUUCGAUGAACUUGUGAGAUAUUAUUACGAUCAUUUAAUUGAUAAUUUGAAAUUAUUGAAAUACUCUAAGAAAUUACCAACAUUGGCUGGCCUACAUAAAAUGAUUAUGGAAUCGAAGGCGUAUGGCACAUUUGCUGCAUUCAAUAUUAUGCCCACAGCAUUAGCCGAUCCGGUGGAUUCAGCAACACUGGACAAUCUGGUAAAUGACUCUGAACAUAAUGCUCAGGUUUAUCAGCAGGAACGUGUAAAACAACAUUUGGAGUUGGUACUGCCAUGGAUGUACUAUAAAGGAUUUUUGGAUUGCAAUUAA
Molecule: messenger RNA, 1302 nt
Organism: Musca vetustissima
Lineage: Eukaryota; Metazoa; Arthropoda; Insecta; Diptera; Muscidae
Exons: 3
Coding region: 1-1302 (433 amino acids)
Source: RefSeq, a predicted model, not a curated record